AUUCCAGAGUAACAUUGUCAGUCAUUGCCUCACAACCAAUGGUAAGUUUGCAUUGGCUGGACUCGCUGCUGCUCCUCGAGUCCCUCCUCGUGCUGUCCUCGCCGUGCACGCGCGUGGUACCCACGGUCGUGAGGAGGAGGAGGAUGUUGCGCGCGAAGGGGAAAUGGCUGCCGAAAACAAGCCGGAAGGACUGAAGAAAAUUCGUAAUCCGGAUCGAAUGUACAGAUCAGCUGUGUGUUAUGCCGGCCAUGCUCCUCCUAAGAGUAUCAGUGAUGACACAGAGAUGAACAAUGAACAUGGACAUUUGAAAAUAUACCUGCCCAAAAAGCUGCUUGAAUGUCUACCAAAAUGCUCGUCGCUGCCAAAGGAGAGACACAGGUGGAACACCAAUGAGGAGAUUGCAGCUUACUUGAUAACGUUUGAAAAGCAUGAGGAAUGGCUAACGACGUCCCCUAAAACAAGGCCACAGAAUGGGUCGAUGAUCUUGUACAACAGGAAGAAGGUGAAGUACAGGAAGGACGGCUACUGCUGGAAGAAGAGGAAAGAUGGGAAGACCACGCGGGAGGAUCACAUGAAGCUCAAAGUCCAGGGAGUGGAGUGUCUGUAUGGCUGUUACGUCCACUCCUCCAUCAUCCCCACUUUCCACCGCAGGUGCUACUGGCUGCUCCAGAACCCUGACAUCGUGCUCGUCCACUACUUGAAUGUGCCGGCGAUAGAGGAUUGUGGGAAGCCAUGCGGGCCAAUCCUGUGCUCCAUCAACACGGACAAGAAGGAGUGGGCCAAGUGGACCAAGGAGGAGCUGAUUGGCCAGCUCAAGCCCAUGUUUCAUGGCAUCAAGUGGACUUGCAGCAACGGGAACAGCAGCUCUGGCUUCUCAGUGGAGCAGCUGGUGCAGCAGAUUCUGGACAGCCACCAAACCAAGCCAACUCCCCGGACCCACAACUGCCUCUGCACAGGCACCCUGGGCGCAGGGAGCAGUGUGCACCACAAGUGCAACAGUGCCAAACACCGCAUCAUCUCCCCCAAGGUGGACCCCCGUGGAGGCUACAGCAGCGGUCACUCUGAGGUCCAGAACAACGACGUGUCCGAGGGCAAGACCGAGCACAGCAGCCAUGGAGGGGGGGGGGAAAGUUAUGGAGGGGGAGGGGGCAGCGCCAGGGAGAAACGCAACGGCAAGAUUCCCAAGCCUGUUCUCCUGCACCAGAACAGCACGGAGGUGUCCUCUACCAACCAGGUGGAGGUCCCUGACACCACCCAGAACUCCCCCGUGUCUAUCAGCAGCGGGCUGAACAGCGACCCAGACAUGGCUGACAGUCCCGUGGUGACGGGCAUGGGCCACGUGGCUUCCGUCCUGUCCAGCCUGUCCCAGAGUGUAUUCAUGUCCGAGGUAACCGGGGACCCCGGCUACAGCAUGUCCCCCAAUGGGGGCCCCAACGCCCACCUCAUGGGCCCCGACGCAGCCUCCCAGGGACUGGUGUUGUCCGGUGUGGUGGCAGACAACCACAAGUUUGCCUUCCCCAGCGGAGGGGCUGGGGAGGAUCCCGGGGGGGCAGGGGGAGCAGAUGGGCUGUCCAUGCUGUCUGCAGCCGGUGUGUCUGAGGAGCUGGUCCUGUCCAGCAGCCUGGAUGCCGGAGGCAUGAAGAUACCUGAGACCACCAUGAACUUUGACCCUGACUGCUUCCUCAACAACCCCAAGCAGGGCCAGACCUACGGGGGCAGCAGGCUGAAGGGGGGCGGCAGCUCCUCCUCUUCCUCCUCUUCCUCCAAUGGCACCAACGGCAGUAUGCAGCGCUCUCCAUCCAUGUCAGACUCUGGAUACAGCUUCAACUCUGCUCUGGUGAAGAACAUCAAGACGGAGGACAUGUCCUUCGAGCAGCAGCUGGCCACAGAGCAGGGCUAUCAGGUGGGGGCGGUGGUGAGCUGUGGAGGAGGUGGAGCUGGUUCCUCUGGGACUGUUUCAGCGCAGGGCUCCCUCGGCCUGACCCCGGCUGGCUCUCUGCUGCCCUCUGGAGGAGGCCUGAGCCCCAGCACCACCCUGGAGCAGAUGGACUUCAGCGCCAUCGAUGCCAAGCAAGAAUACUCCUCCGGGGCUGGGUCAGUGGGCUAUGGCCAGGCUAUGAACAGCCCCCACCUCUCCCACCAGAGCCACUCGCCCAGCUUCUUCCUCCAGGACACCCAGCAGUCCGGCCAGGCCCAGCAGGGCAGGUCCUCCAUGGGCCAGAAGACUCAUCUGAUGGAGCACAACUCCCACGACUCCACAGCCUACAUGGGCCUGCAGGUGGUCAAGACGGACUCCCCUGGCAUUAACGGCCACCUCCAUCACCACCACCAGAGCCACCACAGGGCCAACUGCAACGGGGGCUCCCCCACCGAGGGGCCAGGGCAGGGGCCUGGGUCUCUCCAGCUUCUACAGUACCAGGGGGGCUUCCCUGGGCUGGGGCCAGAGCAUGAGGAGGUGGUGGGUCUGGAGCAACCAGGCAGCGUGGGCUCAGGCCAGGCAGGGGGAACAGAGAAUGGAGAGGGCCUACUGAAGCCUGGGGAUCACCUCCAGGCCUGUGGAGGAGGCAACCCAGAGGGAGGAGGGACAGAGCACUACCUGCAGCAGGCCAACGGUGGAGGAGGUCAGGGAGGCGGAGGAGGAGGGGAAGGAGUGACCAUGCAUAACGGAAAUGGCAUCAACAACGACGGCAGCAACCGCUCACAGCAGCAGCAGCAGCUGCAGCCCCUCCUCCAGGGGGCUGGGAUGGUCCAGGGCCUUUACAACACCGUGGGGCCCCACCAGGGCCUGGGCGGAUCGGGCUCUAACGGGGGAGCAGGAGGGGGAGGCAUGGAGAUCAGCCUGGACCACUUCGACAUCUCCUUUGGAAACCAGUUCUCUGACCUCAUAAAUGACUUCAUCUCUGUGGACGGUAGUGGAACCAACAUGGCUGCCGGGGGAGCUCUUUACAACCACCAGCUGGUGGCCAACCACGGCUCAGAGGGUCAGGCCACGCCUAGUGGGGCUCCCCAGCAGGGCCAGGAGGACGGAGGGGUAGGAGGGGCCCGGGGGGCAGGAUACAGCCCCUCAGAGCUCUGUCUCCAGCCCUGCUGCAGCCCUCAGUCUCUGGGUGCCGGGGCUGGGGGUGCAGGGACGGAGUCAGGCUCUCUGGCAUACAUGGACGUGGCGGAGGUGGUGUCUGCAGCCGUGGCCCACGGGGCUCUGGGGAUGUUGCAGGCCACAGGGAGACUCUUCAUGGUCACUGACUACUCGCCCGAGUGGUCCUACCCUGAGGGAGGAGUGAAGGUGCUCAUCACUGGUCCAUGGCAGGAGGCCAGCUCUAACUACAGCUGCCUGUUUGAUCAGAUAUCUGUCCCUGCCUCUCUCAUCCAGCCUGGGGUGCUGCGCUGCUACUGCCCAGCUCAUGACACUGGGCUGGUGACACUGCAGGUGACUGCCAGUAACCAGAUCAUCUCUAACUCAGUGGUGUUUGAGUACAAAGCCCGCGCUCUGCCCUCACUGCCCUCUUCACAACAUGACUGGCUCUCACUGGACGAUAACCAGUUCAGAAUGUCCAUCCUGGAGCGCCUGGAGCAGAUGGAGCGACGGAUGGCAGAGAUGGCCUCCCAUCACCAGCAGGGCAGCGGAGGAGGUGCAGGAGGAGGAGGGGGAGCAGGAGCAGGUGGAGGAGGAGGAGGCGGUGGUGGUGGUCACAACAGCCAGACACAGUGUGUGUCAGGGCAGGGGCAGGCGGGCAGCAGCUUUGAGAGCCGUGUGGUGGUGGUGUGUGAGAAGAUGAUGAACCGGGCCUGCUGGGCCAAGUCCAAACAUCUGAUCCACUCCAAGACCUUCAGGGGCAUGACCUUGCUCCACCUGGCCGCUGGGCAGGGCUACGCCACCCUCAUCCAGACACUCAUCAAGUGGCGCACCAAGCAUGCAGACAGCAUUGACCUGGAGUUGGAGGUCGAUCCCCUCAAUGUGGACCACUUCUCCUGCACCCCUCUGAUGUGGGCGUGUGCCCUAGGUCACCUGGAAGCGGCAGUGGUCCUGUAUAAAUGGGACCGACGGGCCCUGGCCAUCCCUGACUCCUUGGGACGCCUGCCCUUGUCCAUCGCCCGCUCCCGCGGCCACACCAAGCUGGCCGAGUGUCUGGAGCAGCUGCAGAGAGAGGAACAGCAACCCCCUGCACCUCUGCCACCCACCACACGCAUGUCCUUCUCCCCCACCCCCCACGACGCUCCCACCUCAGACAGCUGGAUGGUCACAUGGGCCAGCGACGGCGUGAUGGUGCCCGGCGGGAAGAAAGGAGGCUCCACCACGGCCACUUCGAGCAACCUCAACCCAGACUUGAGAAGGCCGCGAUCUGAGCCCUCCAACUACUACAGCAGUGAGUGCCAGCGAGACCUGCCCCUGGCCAAGAAACACAAGCCAAACCCAGAGAUGUUCCAGGCCCGGCCCGACAAGGCCAUGUCUGUCCCACUGAGCCUGGAGCAGCAGCAGCUACACAAGCUGUCCUUCAGCCCCAAGAGCCUGUCCCAUGAGGGCCUCAGCCCAGACAAGAGCCUCUCCAGUGGGGGAAGUGCUGGAGAAUCCGGAGGAACCAAGUGGCGCUCCAGGGAGGGUUUCUCCAGUGGGGGCUCAGGCAGGAAGGGCUCGGGGGGCUCUGGGGGCAGCAGCCUGGGAAAGGAGAAGCUGGCUAGCAGGCUGAGACAGAGGGAACAGCUGGGGAACAUGCUGGUGAUAGCUGAGAGAGAGAUGGUGAGCACUGAGCUGCUGUCCUACAGAGAAGAUCUGGAGAACCAGGACUGUAUGACACAGAUGAAUGACCUGCAGGUGAACAUGAUGACUCUGGCAGAGCACAUCAUUGAGGCGACCCCAGAGAGGAUCAAGAGGGAGAACUUUGUGGCCCUGGACGGGGUGCCUCUGGACAGUACUGGGGUCAGCAACACCAUGAGCUGGUUGGCCAGUUACCUCGGAGACGUGGAACAGCUGCCCAGCAUUAUACAUCUACGAUCUCUGUACAGUGGACCUCUCGCUCCGUCCUCCAGCCCAGGGGGGUCUCCCCUGAGGGAGGGGUCCAUGGGGAGGCCCACCCUGCCCCCCCCGGCCGACUGGAGCGAGUUCCUCCAGGCCUCCAACAGCAAGGUGGAGAGAGACCUGGCCCAGCUCACCCUGUCCGACCCCGAGCAGAGGGAGCUGUACGAGGCCGCCCGUCUAGUCCAAACUGCCUUCCGCAAGUACAAGGGGCGCCCAUUCAGAGAUCAACAGGAAGUAGCUGCGGCCGUCAUUCAGCGUUGUUACAAGAAGUACAAACAGCUUACAUGGAUAGCCUUGAAGUAUGCACUUUAUAAGAAGAUGACGCAGGCCGCCAUUCUUAUCCAGAGUAAGUUCCGCAGCUACCAGGAGCAGAGGAAGUUCCAGCAGAGCAGGCGGGCGGCCGUGCUGAUCCAGCAGUACUACCGCGGCUACAAGGAGUUUGGCAGGCUCAGGCCCCACCGCAGAGGAGCCGCCGCCGCCCUGGUGCAACAUAAACUCAGAAGUAGUCUGCUCUCCAAGAGGCAGGAUCAGGCUGCCAGGAAGAUCAUGAGGUUUCUACGCCGCUGCCGCCACAGCCCCUUGAUGGACCAUAGACUGUUCAAGCGGAGUGAACGAAUCGAAAAGGGCCAAGGAACAUGAGAACCCUCAGAAGAGCCCCCUCACAAUGUGACAUCACUCUCCUCCUUUUCUUUCCCCCCUUUGUACCCAAGACAUUUUACAAGAGAAGAAAAUAAACAGUUCAGUGAAAACACUGCGAUUAUUAUUACAACUAUGACAGCGUGACUGAUUCCACUUCGAUUACAUGUACAACAACAACAGCAUUUUUCACGUUUAUCUAUCGUUGUGUAUGUUGGAGAGUGGCAACUUCUUCUGUAGAAUUCUAAACUAAAGGAGAAGAAGCUGUGGGGCGCAGAACAUUAGCUUCAUGACAUUUUUUGCACUUUUUCAUGGAUUGCUUUGUCUUUUUGGGAGUAUCGGAGUCUAGGUUUUUAGAUGGUAAAGGAAGAGGAAUGUUGGACAUGUGGAAAAUGUCCCUGCCACCAGUGGAUCAAACCAAAAGGAUAAGAUGGAGGACAGCUAGGAUGGAGGACAGCUAGGAUGGAGGACAGAUAGGAUGGAGGACAGCUAGGAUGGAGGACAGACGCCAACCAGAACAUAAGGAAACCUUACAGAAACACAUUGGGACUUGGCUCUAAUUGUAUUUCAUCAUAAAAAAAAAAAAAGGGAACUGAUUCAUCCAUUUGAAGGAGAAAACAUGUCAUCUAAUGAACCAAACAUUCUCGGUAAUAUAUUGAUCCAUUUGCAAACGUACUCUCCCUAUCAACAGUCGGUGAAUACAUUCAGUAUAGUAACUGGAAAUAGAUCAAGCGUCCUUCUGUUACGCUGUGCUCUACUCCGCCAGUCAGUCCGAAGGGGUGGGGCUGCAUCUGAAUGUAGGAGGGGUGUGAGAAGGAAUGGGCGGGGCUUAUUAAAAGAAUGGCUUAUUGUGUUAUCUACGUUUAGGGGGCACUGUGAGGCAAGAGAUAAAGGGGUGUGUUUGUUUUUAAGCUUUUGUAUAUGUUUAAUUCCUCUUUGCUUGAAUCUGUUCCUUGUACCCAUUACCGGGAUAACUGACUCGUCUCCUACAAAAUGAUGUGUUGUCGAUUUUAUCAAAUGUGCAUGCCUAUGGGUGAAGGUCUUCGCCUGCGUGCUUGGAAUUAGGUCUGUAACCUCUGUUUUUCAAUGUUUUGCGUUUGUCUUCAUGUUAAAAUGCAACAGAGUCUCCCAUGUACCCACCUGCUUCCCCAAGAGUCAUUCCUCUAGUUACUGAAUGACACCAACAUUGUCCUCUUGUUAGCUUUUCAUUUGCCUAUUUGUUUCCUCGGUAUUCUAAGAAGAAAGAAAACUUGCCUCUUUUGUGUUGUAAUGAUUACAGUCAUGAAGGUUAUUGUUGUUCUUUUUAAAUGACCUUCAGGGCCUGUGAGGGCUUUUGAGGGGAAGAUCACAUACAUUGCCUUGACAUCUUAGAGAUUCUUCGAGGGGUCCCUAAGCUAGUCCCAAAAUAGGGGUUAGACAAAUCCAUAUUUUUGACAAUUGAGCGGUUUCUGUAUAUAAAGAAGGCUGAAGGUAGGGAAAAACAUUUACCCAAAGGGGAUUGUAUUUUAGAAAUAUAUUAUUUUAUUCAUUAGAAAGGGGUCAAAAACAGGUACGAGACAAAAACAGAAUAUUUGUAUAGUUUUGUUUGAAUGCCUAAGAAGUAUGGUUGUAUUGAUUGUAUAUAGUGUAAAUACCUGGGAUAAAAAUGAGCUAUGUGCAUGAAAAACAUGAACAAAGGUUCAAAAACAAAACACUAAACAAAAGCAGUAGUGGCUAUGCUCUGUAAAAUGAUUCUAACUAUUUCACUAUAAGAGUAUUUUAUUUUAUUUUGAUUGUUCUUGAGAAGAACAUUUUGCUAAAGCAUGACAUUAUUGCGAAUACUAAAAAGUUUUAAAAAAUAUAUAUAAUGUAUUUAGAGAUAGGAGAAAUCUGCGAAAUGAUCUUAAGACAUGUAUGGUUAUGUUUACAUUUUUGUUUUGGGCUACCAAGAAUCUUUUGCCAAUGGUGCCAAGUAAUGUGAAUGCUAUAUUGCUUAACAAGAGAAUUAAGUUAAUCUUAUCAGAACAGAUAAUCAUACAAUGAAAUAGACACUAGCAUUGAAGACCACAAGGUCCCAUCACGACUGGCAGCGAAUCACAGAUAGAGGUACACAUUGCAGAGGGAGAAAUAUUUCUACAGCAACUUUUAAGUCUCCUGUUUCUCAUCCAUUAUCACACGUCAGAACAACCCAAGAUUUGUUUUUGUUGCCAUCAUCACCAAAUACACAGGGAUCACUUUGUCAGUAACAUUUCAAAUGCAAAAGAAUGGUGUGCUUUAGUUUAUCCAUAUGAGAGAAGGGUGGUGGUGUCAAUGUCUCUUAGCAUGUUCGUAUGGAUUGUGUUCAUAUAAAGUUUGUAAAUGGCAACCGUGUCUAUGGGAAUCUCAGCCCUGUUUGUUGUUGUUGUUUAUAGUUGAGGUUGAUUGAACAUGUGUUUCAUAGGACAAACUCACGGGUGAUGAAAUAGACGAUAUCAACUUAUCAAACUGCUGACACAAGACAUUUGUUUUUACGUUUGGGCUGGAAGCUUAACUUUACCAAGGCCUGUCAGGGUCUGGACAGCCCAGAGUCAACAUGUAAUGUGGCCAACAGUGAAUGAUGUGUAGCAUCGCUGGCAUUCUUUGUAAAAGGAAACGAGUCAUUUGCCUGCAGAAGCAACACUUUAAACAAUCGAAAGUGCAACAACAACAAAAGAGAACGGAUGGGGUUAUGGUGAAACACAUGAACCAUUAUGGAUCGUUGCAGCUAAGUCAAUGAGCCAAAAGGAGGGAUCUGUAAGCGUAACAAGAUGCACCACUACUAUUAUAGCAACUUCUGAGGAAGAAUACAAUGUAUGUGUCUGGUUCCUAAUGGGGUAUGUGAGGGCAGUGUUUGAAAGAUGAUGAAAUGAAAUGUGGGAAGUGGGAACAGACCCACUGAUACCAGUUGAUUAUACUGUAUCUGUGAAUGCAUGAUAGAGACUAUCCAAUGGUAUUCAAUCCUAGGCCAUAAGUGUCUGCUGGUUCUUGCAGUUUUGCUGAUAUAUAUUAUAUUCCUAUAAGAACAUGCCAUUGGACAAUUACAUGUUGUUGUUUUAAAUGCUGAAAUGCAUCUCAAGACACUGUUGGCUGUUCUGAUGUUUUUGUUUUUAUGUACUUCUGGGUUUAUUUCUCUGUAUGUUUGUGUUUAUUUCACAGAGACUUGCUAUGUAAACCUAUUUUCAGAGUGUUUAUGUAGAAAGUGCCUAAUCAUAUCCCGAUUGAUCGCACAAAGCCAAUGUCAGGAAGCAUGCAAGGUACCUAAGGAGGAAAACAUGGCUUUGGAGAUACCAAUAGCAACUGAUCCAUAAUUCUUUAGGACUACUGUAUAUCAAGUACAUACAAUAUAUCAAUCCAAAACCAUCACCAAAAUCAUUCCAGUGACAGUGUUCCCUUAACCCACGGAGCGCAUUCCAUCUUGUCAACAUUCUAAGCGUUUUCAUUUUCUAUUGGAACUGCCUGUUGAAACCAUGAGAAUUAGAUUCCAUAACUUCUGUGGUUUUAUUGCCUUGCAUUCGUCAUUCUGGUAGUGGUAAGAAUGCCAGCCAAUACACUGCUGUGGCCAUAUGAGAAGUUUUUAUUAUGCUUGCAUGGGUAACAUAGUUAACUGGGUGACUGAACUGCACCCAAAGCAUGCUUAUUUUUCUAGAAUCGGUAGUUAGACUUUUAAAGACUUGCUGUUCUGUAAAACGAAGAACGUUGGUUUGACGUGUCACAGAACUCUGAAAGACGGAGGGCAUGUGAUUGGAGGGAAGAGGAGAACCCUUCAAAUACAAACUAUGAUCAAUCUGCAGUAUUUACUGACCAUAUUUCCAGGGGUAGCAUGAGGGCAAGUUUUUCUAGAAGCAAGUUGAAACUUUUUUUUAACACAUUUUAUUUUUCAUUCAUUUGGAUAUAGAGAUGGUGUGCUCUCAACUUCAAAUACCUGAACAGUUCGGACACUCUUUUGGCAGUGUACUGCAAGUAUUAUACUAGACAACAAUACACACACACACAGGCAACAGUACACUGCACUGGACAUAUCCAGAUAUGCAGAUAGGUAUGUCAAGGCACAGUCAGUCUCACUUGUACACAGUUCAGCAGAUGGAGCUCAUAAUUGUGUUAUUUUCCUAGCCUGCUCCUAGUCCUAGGGAACGGCUCACCUCCCUUCCGUCUUUUACUCAGGGUGCCAAAAUGGGGAGGAGGAAGUGGAGCAGGACACUGAUUGGUGAUUCACUGCAGAGAGAGAGGACAUACUGUAUUGAAGUAGGAUAGGAAGAUGCAACACCCCUCAACAGAACUUUCUGGUCAAGCCAGGCAAAGGAUUACUAUGAUCCUGGAUACAUUACUGUUAUCCAUUUCCUCUCAGAUAAGUAAGCUGAACUGAGGAGAGAUGUAAGGACACUAAAUCAAAAAUAGGGGAUACAAAACUUUGUAGUGUAGCUAAUUAUAAUUGAGACAAGUUGAUCACAAUUGACAGUACGGUCAAUUAUUUCUGUCUUGGCUAUAGCUCAGACAGAAAGGAGUUUGCAUUAUGGGACACUAUGGCUUGAAGUCUAAUGGAAAUGCUUCACUUUCUUUUCUAGGCUAUGCUAAUGAGUAUAGUAACAUUUCAACCUUUGACCUCCUCUGACUUGAUGUUUCUCAGUAAAACAAGGACUUGCUAUGUAAUAGUAUCACACACAGCUUCAAAUAGUCUUUGGAGUUAUUCUCAGUUCUACAUUUCAUCUCAUUUAAGAUAUGGGUGAUGACAUGUUGAAACAUUUGAGUGGGGUCUUCCUGAGACUGUUGAAGAUGACCAGAUGUUAAAGGGACAGUUGUUUCAGAAAAAAGCCCUUCAGGAAUGGCUGACAGCCAUUCUCUGGGUGGUAUGACAGGUUAGCUAUAGAAACAGGCACUUCAUAUGGAUUUGAUUACCUUCAUUACACUCUGCUAAUUGACCCGAGGGACUAGCUUUCCUCCUCUACCUUUGUCAAUGCACCCAAACUACUGAAAUGGAGGCACAUCAGGACCACAGAGCAGAAACCAUCUCACAACGUUUUCCACUUGUGGACACAGAGCAAUAAGCAUUAUUUUGUGGAGACCUAUAGACCUAGUGAAGAUAGAAAAUGAUUGGACACAUUUAGUUGACGUACUCUUAUGCAAAUGCCAGUAUUGCAAGACAAGCAUUCAGUAGUUUAUGGACAGCAAUUAUAUG
Messenger RNA from Oncorhynchus kisutch (coho salmon), 10820 nucleotides. RefSeq names its product calmodulin-binding transcription activator 1. Gene Ontology annotation, molecular function: protein binding; double-stranded DNA binding; transcription coregulator activity. Bases 164 to 5653 code for a protein of 1829 amino acids. Gene Ontology annotation, biological process: regulation of transcription by RNA polymerase II. The record is from RefSeq and is a predicted model, not a curated record. Gene Ontology annotation, cellular component: nucleus. Lineage: Eukaryota; Metazoa; Chordata; Actinopteri; Salmoniformes; Salmonidae. The transcript is spliced from 24 exons.